AUGCUGCUAGCGGCGCUGCUGACCGCUGCUGCGCCCGCCCCGCCCGAUGCCGACCGCGAGGUCCGGAUGAAGACCACACGACAGCUCAAGGCCGUGUUGACAGCUGUUGACGUCCCGUUCUCCGAGUCCGCAAGCAAGAGCGAUCUCAGGGCGCUCGCGUUGAAGCACAAUGCACUGGCCAAGUACGAGGCCCUCCACCCCGAGAAGAAAAAGUCCAAGCCCGCGCGCCCUAGUGGCGCCUCGUCAGAGUCAGCUGAGCAGGCUGCGCAGUUCUUCUUUCUGAUGGACGCCGACGGCAAUGGGAGGGUGAGCGAACGCGAGAUGCGGGAUUCUGGGGUGUUCGGGCCCGACGCGUCAGCUGAAACCAUCGAGCAGGGCUUCGCGAGCAUGGAUGCGGACGGCAGCGGCUCCGUUUCUCAGUUGGAGCUAGCCCGCUUCCUGGAGCUGAUGAGCCAGCAGAGAGACGCGUAUGACUACGGGUCGGCGUAUGACUACGGGGCGCCUGUCGACCUGAGCCACUCGCGCAACGUGGAGGGCCCGGACACGAUCGACUACGCCCUCGACGACGACGACUACUCGGAGUUAGUGGACGGGUUAGGGCCGUCCGAUGAGUUGUAG
Messenger RNA from Emiliania huxleyi CCMP1516, 618 nucleotides. RefSeq lists its product as hypothetical. Lineage: Eukaryota; Haptophyta; Isochrysidales; Noelaerhabdaceae. The coding region runs from base 1 to 618 and encodes 205 amino acids. The transcript has a single exon. The record is from RefSeq and is a predicted model, not a curated record. Gene Ontology annotation, molecular function: calcium ion binding.